AUGGGAGAGCGAGAGCCAGAGGACGAGGGAGAGCCAGAGGCCGAGGGAGAGCCAGAGGCUGAGGGAGAGCCAGAGGACGAGGGAGAGCCAGAGGCCGAGGACGAGGGAGAGCGAGAGGAUGAGGGAGAGCGAGAGGACGAGGGAGAGCGAGAGGACGAGGGAGAGCGAGAGGACGAGGGAGAGCGAGAGGACGAGGGAGAGCCAGAGGACGAGGGUGAGCCAGAGGACGAGGGUGAGCCAGAGGCCGAGGGUGAGCCAGAGGCCGAGGGAGAGCGAGAGCCAGAGGCCGAGGGAGAGCGAGAGCCAGAGGCCGAGGGAGAGCGAGAGAUAGAGGAGGCCGAGGGAGAGCGAGAGCCAGAGGCCGAGGGAGAGCGAGAGCCAGAGGCCGAGGGAGAGCGAGAGCCAGAGGCCGAGGGAGAGCGAGAGCCAGAGGCCGAGGGAGAGCGAGAGCCAGAGGCCGAGGGAGAGCGAGAGCCAGAGGCCGAGGGAGAGCGAGAGGCCGAGGGAGAGCGAGAGCCAGAGGCCGAGGGAGAGCGAGAGCCAGAGGCCGAGGGAGAGCGAGAGCCAGAGGCCGAGGGAGAGCGAGAGCCAGAGGCCGAGGGAGAGCGAGAGCCAGAGGCCGAGGGAGAGCGAGAGCCAGAGGCCGAGGGAGAGCGAGAGCCAGAGGCCGAGGGAGAGCCAGAGCCAGAGGCCGAGGGAGAGCCAGAGCCAGAGGCCGAGGGAGAGCGAGAGCCAGAGGCCGAGGGCGAGGGAGAGCGAGAGCCAGAGGCCGAGGGAGAGCGAGAGCCAGAGGCCGAGGGAGAGCGAGAGCCAGAGGCCGAGGGAGAGCGAGAGCCAGAGGGCGAGGGAGAGCGAGAGCCAGAGGCCGAGGGAGAGCGAGAGCCAGAGGCCGAGGGAGAGCGAGAGCCAGAGGCCGAGGGAGAGCGAGAGCCAGAGGCCGAGGGAGAGCGAGAGCCAGAGGCCGAGGGAGAGCGAGAGCCAGAGGCCGAGGGAGAGCGAGAGCCAGAGGCCGAGGGAGAGCGAGAGCCAGAGGCCGAGGGAGAGCGAGAGCCAGAGGCCGAGGGAGAGCGAGAGCCAGAGGCCGAGGGAGAGCGAGAGCCAGAGGCCGAGGGAGAGCGAGAUCCAGAGGCCGAGGGAGAACGAGAUCCAGAGGCCGAG
Molecule: messenger RNA, 1158 nt
Organism: Carcharodon carcharias (great white shark)
Lineage: Eukaryota; Metazoa; Chordata; Chondrichthyes; Lamniformes; Lamnidae
Product: retinitis pigmentosa 1-like 1 protein
Exons: 6
Source: RefSeq, a predicted model, not a curated record